This is a messenger RNA of Patella vulgata (common limpet), 2990 nucleotides long. RefSeq names its product nucleotide exchange factor SIL1. The record is from RefSeq and is a predicted model, not a curated record. The coding region runs from base 482 to 1846 and encodes 454 amino acids. The transcript has 11 exons. NCBI's taxonomy places the organism in Eukaryota, Metazoa, Mollusca, Gastropoda, Patellidae.
AGUAGCUUGCCUCGUCACCUCUCAGUUAUCGUAGGGACCAACCAAUAUUUCAAUCCAAAACUACAUAAAACUAAAUUGGUUCAAAAUUUAAUGUUUCGUUUCGGUGUAGAUUACUGUAAUCCUUAUUUUUUACGCUAUCAUCAUGAACAUGGCUGACGUGGAACAACGUGCGUUCGACUAAUCGUCAAAUUGAUAAAAUGAUGCAAUUUGCGCAAUAAAUAAAAGAUAUCAUUCCUUUUUUUCUUUACUACCCUGAAGAUAUUGUAUUGAUAUAUUAUUUUACAAGGUUUUGCAAAGCCUACUUGUGUCUAGACAAAAGAAAAAAAAUAGAUGUGUUGAAGUAUAUCUAGAUAAAUGUGUGUGUUAUUGACGCCGUUGACGUCAAAUGUAGGCUACACCUUAACCCUUAACGGGUCAUUGUCGACUUUAAUCACCACAACGUUCUACAGCUAAGUGGUCACGGUCAGCAAGAACCUUUUUGAUGAGUGUAUUAGGAACAAGUAUUAAAGUUAUAAAUGUUCUGAUCUGUUGUCUCUUCGUUAGUUGUUGUUAUUUUACUCUGAAUGUAAACAGUGAGAUUUCUGACAAACAAACAGCUUUAACUGUUGUUGAAACAGAAGAAAACUCAGAUGAUGUUGAAGUAUCAGUUGAAGAUGGUGGUGAAGAGAUUUCUUAUGAUCCUUUAAAUGUUUUUAUACCAACUAAAGAAUGGCAAACAGUUCAACCAGAUCAGGCUAUACCUAGUGGAUUACACGUCCGUUUAAACCUUGAAACAGGAUUAAAGGAAGCCAAGUUAAUGGAAGGUGAUACACAAUCUAAAUACUGGAAACUAGGAGAAAAACAAGGUAUGGUAAACCCAAAUAAGAAAUUUACAAGGGAUGAAUUAAAAAGAGCGUUAAAAGAUUUUAAAGCUGAAUCUAUCAUCAACCCAUCACCUGAGAAUAUAGACAAAUUUAAAAGUUAUAAAGAAAUUAAGAAAGAUUUUGAAGACAUGAAUAUUGGUGUGAAGACAGAUGUUGAGAUUAUUACAGAAUUAUUGGAUAAACUACAGAAACCAGAUAUAAAUGAUCAGAAUCUUAAAACUAUUUUAACAGAUUUAGAAUAUUAUCUUCAUCAGAUUGAUAAUGCUGUAUAUUUUUGUGAUGCUAGAGGAUUAGAAGUUUUGUUGAGAUUUUUGAAUCAUACAAGUGAAGCUAUUCGAUCAGAGACAGCUCUAGUUCUUGGCUCGGCCUUACAAAGCAACCCUAAAGCUCAGAUAUCGGCAGUAGAAUCUGGUUUACUUCAACCCUUAAUUCGAAUAAUGUCCAUCGAGAAAUCAGUUUCAUUGAGAAAACGUAUUUUAUACGCCCUGUCUUCGCUGAUACGUCAUUUUCCAUAUGCACAGUUAAAGUUUAUUGAACUGGGAGGAUUGUCGGUGUUUAGUAAAAUAUUUGAGGAAACAGGAACCGAAGUUCUACAGAUUAAAACGAUCACCUUGUUAAAUGAUAUUAUACUGGAAAAGACGUUAACAGAAAAUGAUCCACAAGAAACAGGUGUAUAUAAAGAAAAAAUAAAACAGUAUAAUCAAUUAAAUAUUAAAGAAGCGAUGGUUGUUGGCGGAUGGUGUGAAUUAAUACCUCGUUUGUUGACAUUACCCGAGCAUGACAGUCGCGAAAAAGUCAUAAAUUCCAUGACAACAUUGUUACACCCGUGUUUGGAACAAUUUUCCGUAUUUCGUCCCGUUAUUUUAAAUCUUCGCGAAGAAUAUCGUAAAUUAUCACACGAGGAUGUGGAUGAUGAUUAUUUUACAAAUCUCUACGUUUCGUUAAAACAUAUCGCCAGUCAGUUACAUGUCAUCGAACUUUAAAACCAGUGGGGGGUUGGAUGGCUGAAUGGUUAGCACGUGCGCGCUGUAUCAUAAGGUCUGUCAUUGAGUCAACUGGCGUGGUUUCAGUUCCCCGGUGGUACGUGACAAGGAGUAGGGUCGCCUGUCCAACCUGGUGGGUUUUCUGUGGUCCUUCGGUUUCCUCCCACUGCUAAAGACCCCUACACAUAAGCGAAUUAUUGAAAUAAAAUUGAACCAUAUGUUAGUCACGAAAGGACCUAGUUUGUGUCGAGUGGACGUUAAACCCCAUUUCUCUCUCUCUCUUGUCUUCAUUAUCCCAGUCGGAGCAGAACAGUAGGAUGUUAAACCCAUUUAUUUCAUUUCAUUUCUCAAUGACAUGCGUUGCCCUGUGAGUGUGAUGGAGGAACAUAAUCGUUGAGUGGUAUUUAACGAUUGAGCACAUUAAAAAACACAACACAAUUUAUAUGGAAAACAAUCACUACUUUAUAGACAUAUAUAUAGCCAACGUUUCGACAAGUAUUAUCUUAUCGUUUCGACAAGUCCCUGUCCUGUGAUAGAAUAUACAGACAUGUGGUCUGAUCUAGUGUGUUAAACCACCGGGACGUUUCUGUUUGAUAAUCUACAUGUACAGUAAACCUCGCUUAAGUUGGAUCUUCGCUCAACUCGGAUAAAAUCAUUUGGACCCUUUGAUCCUGCACUUUUUUUUUUAUUUAAUGUCUGUGCGUAAGUCGGAUCUUUGCUCAACUCAGAUCAAAAUGUUCGGUCCAUUUGAUCUAAUUUCGGCUUUUUUUCUUCGCCUGAGUCGGAUCGGCAGUAUGUUCACAGCAUGCUGUUAAAAAUACGUCCCCCUCCGCCAAAUGCCCUGGCAGACACUUUUGAAAUCCAAAUACCUACGUUCAGAGCUAAACUAAGUCGUCGGCUAACUCGGAAUAUUCGCUUAACUCGGAUCUUUGUUUAACUCGGAUAAAAUUGGUCAGUCCACUUAGAUCUGACUUAUGCAAAGUUUACUGUAUGUUUGAUUAUGUAAAUAUUUGUACUUAUGUUUUGUGAGCAUCUGUCACUACUUUGUAUACAUUCCAUCUAGCGAUAUAUUUUCAUCACCUUAUUAAAAUAAGUACCGUAUUUGAAGUUUUGUUGAUUUUAUAUUAAACUUUCUCAUGCAGUC